This is a messenger RNA of Hibiscus syriacus, 1410 nucleotides long. RefSeq names its product cytochrome P450 85A-like. NCBI's taxonomy places the organism in Eukaryota, Viridiplantae, Streptophyta, Magnoliopsida, Malvales, Malvaceae. The record is from RefSeq and is a predicted model, not a curated record. Gene Ontology annotation, biological process: sterol metabolic process. The transcript is spliced from 9 exons. The coding region runs from base 1 to 1410 and encodes 469 amino acids. Gene Ontology annotation, molecular function: heme binding; monooxygenase activity; iron ion binding.
AUGGCAGUCUUGGUGGUGGUAAUAGUGGCUUGUUUGCUUGCUUUGGGGCUCUGCAUUGGCUUUGCUAUGUUGAAAUGGAAUGAGAUAAGGUAUAGUAGAAGAAAAGGGUUGCCUCCAGGGUCUAUGGGUUGUCCUGUUUUGGGUCAGACCACUGAGUUUCUCAAAUAUGGACCGAGUUUCAUGAAAAAGCAGAGAGCAAAGUAUGGAAGUGUAUUCAAGACUCACAUAUUGGGGUGUCCAACCGUUAUUUCCAUGGAUCCUGAGCUCAAUAAAUACAUCCUUAUGAAUGAAGGCAAAGGGCUGGUUCCCGGUUACCCUCAAUCCAUGCUUGAUAUACUAGGGAAAUGCAACAUAGCAGCCGUGCAUGGCGCUGCUCACAAGCGUAUCCGAGGCUCGUUGCUGUCUCUCAUAGGCCCUCUUGUGAUCAAGGAUGAACUCUUCCCAAAGAUUGACAAGUUCACAAGAUCUUUCCUUGAGAAUUGGCAUGGGAAAACCAUUGAUAUCCAGAAAACAACCAAUGAGAUGGCAUUGUGGGUAUCAUUCAAGCAAAUUUUUGUAAAGGAACCCACUUCAUUCUAUGAGAUUUUCAAACCAGAGUUUGAUAAGUUGUUAGUAGGAACACUUUCACUGCCUAUAAACAUUCCAAGGACAAACUACCAUCAUGGAUUCCAGGGGAGGAAAAGAAUUGUGAAGAUGUUGAAACAGAUUAUGGGACAAAGAAGAGCCUCUUCAACACCCUAUGAUGAUAUCCUUUGCCGCAUUCUUCAAAGCAAAGAUUCAAAGUACAUUCUCAGUGAUGAAGAGAUAAUUGAUCAGAUAAUCACUAUACUAUACUCCGGUUACGAGACUGUCUCGACGACUUCGAUGAUGGCCGUCAAGUAUCUCCAUGAUCAUCCUAAAGCUCUCGAAGAACUUAGGGAAGAACAUUUUGCUAUCCGAGAAAAGAAGAAACCAGGCGAGGCAAUCGAUUGGAAUGAUUACAAGUCUAUGAGUUUCACUCGUGCUGUGAUAUUUGAGACCUCAAGGUUGGCUACAGUUGUUAAUGGGGUAUUGAGGAAGACAUCAGAAGACACGGUGUUGAAUGGGUUUACCAUUCCCAAAGGAUGGAGAAUAUAUGUUUAUACAAGGGAAAUAAACUAUGACCCAUUCCUUUAUCCAGAGCCUUUUACCUUCAAUCCAUGGAGAUGGCUAGAUAAGAGCUUGGAGUCGCACAAUUACUGCUUCAUAUUUGGUGGAGGCGGCAGGCUAUGCCCUGGAAAGGAAUUAGGCAUUCUCCAAAUUUCUAUGUUCCUCCACUAUUUUGUUACCAGUUACAGGUGGGAGGAAGUUGGUAGAAAUGAAAUCCAUCAAUUCCCAAGAGUUGAAGCACCAAAGGGACUUCAUGUCAGCAUAUCAAACUACCAUGAAUGA